GCCUCCCCGCGCGCGUGCGCCCUCAGUAGUGGGUGCCCGGCGUAGCACGCGCGCGCUUUCCCUGGUGUCAGCGGCGUUGGCUUGCGCAGUCCGUAACAGCAACAAUAUAAAUACGACUCCAAUAGAAGCAAUUCGUAACAGAUAGCGUUAAUUACACAACGGUAAAUAAGCAACGUAGUCGUCGAGAAAAAAUAUAUAUUAAUGCCGGUUGUUGAGAUAAGCGGCGUUCGACGCGGAUGUAAAACAUUCUGAUAAUUCAUCAUGGGGCUCGGCUAAGGUAAAUAAGGAAAGCUAGGUGGAACACCGUUCUAUAUCUACUGUCUAGUUUUAUUAUUUUCUUUAUUUGUAAACGGGUGAUGUCGCAGAUAGAACAUGAACGACCAUCUCGAUCUCGGGAAAAGGCAUCUCCUUCUGUAGCCUCGGCUACACCAUCAUCAUCAUUAGCAUUGACAUCACCACCAAAUUUGGCAUCAUCACUGUCACCCCCAACAUCGUCAGCAUCAUCACCAUCGUCAUUAGUGACGGCAAUAGUAGCAGCAGCAGCAUCGUCAGCUGCAGCUGAGCCAUCUCCUUACACAGCGUCAUCAUCAUCAUUGGCAUCACCACGAAUUUUAGCAAUAUUACCAUCACCACCACCAACAUCAGCAGCAGCAGCAUCAUCAUUGGAGACAGCAGGGUCAUUAGCAUUCACAGCCUCAGAGACUGAGCGCAGACAUGAAGAGGCGAGUGUAGCGGAGCCUCUGAGGAGGUCUCGCAGCACCGCCCGUGCCGGCAUGCCGAAGCGCUGCGCCUCUCUCUCCUCGUCUGAGACGACGGCGGUGCCACAGGGCGUCCCCGUCCCUGAGAGACGCGCCUGCGGAACGCGGCGCUCGCUCGACUCGACGUUGCGCAGGCCAGCCGCCUGGCCCUCCGCAGACCGGCCCUUCGCCAGACGCGAGGACCCUGUGUCGCUGUCACCGCCGGCGUUGCUGCCUUGGGCAUGCCCGAAAGUGGGUCACGCGGCCCGGGGAGGGGCAAGGCUAGCGAGUCCCGACGCACGCCGGGCUACGGGCCCCGAUUCUGUCGGUGACGAAGGAGCGGGAUCGGCCGCCGACGGUAAUAGAGGGCGACUGAACGUUGAUGACAAUCGAGAGGUCGCGGACACUGGGGAGCAGGGAUGUGCAGAAAUUACAGGCGGGGACUGCAGCGAUGUCAGAAACAACAACAGCGGGGGCAGCAAUGGUAAGGCGAACAAGACCUGUGAACGACAAGCUGAUGAGGUGCAAGAGGAGGAGGAGGAGGAGAGCGGGGGCGUUUGUGCGGUGCAGUCGCCCGAGCUGCACGGGGAUGCGUGCGAGUCUGAUCGCGAGCCCGGGGUGCCCAGCCCGGUGUUCGUCCGCCGGCAGCAGCUGCAGGAGCAGCAGCAGCAGCAGCAAUCGCAGUCGUCCGCUCGAAGGCGUUCCUCAAGCGUCGAGGCGGCCCUGGCGGAUGCUGCGGCGGCCACGGCGAAGCGCGAGAAGGAGGAAGAGGAGGCGGAGAUGAAGGCCAUCGACACGUCGACUGACGGCCGCUUCCUCAAGUUUGACAUCGAGCUGGGGCGUGGCUCCUUUAAGACGGUGUACAAGGGGCUGGACACGGAGACCUGGGUCGAGGUGGCCUGGUGCGAACUGCAGGAUAGGAAACUGAGCAAGCCUGAGAAACAACGCUUCAGAGAAGAGGCAGACAUGCUGAAGGGCCUCCAACACCCGAGCAUCGUGCGCUUCUACGACUCGUGGGAAAGCACCCUGAAGGGCAAGCACAGCAUCGUGCUCGUCACGGAGCUCAUGACGUCCGGCACACUGAAAACUUACCUGAAGCGUUUCAAGGUGAUGAAGACGAAAGUUCUGCAGAGUUGGUGUCGUCAGAUCCUAAAGGGUUUACACUUCCUGCACACGAGGACACCGCCCAUUAUUCACAGGGACCUCAAGUGUGACAACAUCUUUAUCACAGGUCCCACGGGCUCGGUAAAGAUUGGAGACCUUGGGCUGGCCACACUAAAACGGGCAUCGUUUGCCAAAAGCGUGAUAGGAACACCCGAGUUCAUGGCUCCAGAAAUGUACGAGGAACAUUACGACGAGGCCGUCGACGUGUACGCCUUUGGAAUGUGCAUGCUGGAAAUGGCUACAUCGGAAUACCCGUACUCUGAGUGCCAAAACCCGGCGCAGAUUUACCGUAAGGUCACUACGGGCGUGAAACCAGCAAGCUUCAACAAAGUUGCGAUGCCAGAAUUAAAGGAGAUCAUUGAAGGUUGCAUCAGGACGAACAAAGAUGAAAGGUACUCCAUUAAGGACCUGCUCAACCACGGGUUCUUUGCCGAGGACACUGGAGUCCGGGUGGAGCUGGCGGAGGAGGACGACGGUGAGAAGCCCGUCAUUGGCCUGCGUCUCAGGGUCGAGGACCCGAAGAAGCUGAAGGGGAAGUACAAAGAAAACGAAGCCAUCGAGUUCAGCUUUGAGCUCGACAAAGAUGCUGCUGAAGAGGUAGCACAGGAAAUGGUGAAGUCUGGCAUAGUCCACGAGAGUGACAUCAAGGUCGUAGCCAAAGUCAUCAGAGAUCGCGUGGCGUUGAUUAAAAACAAGCGUGAGCAGAACAAACAGGUCAUUGAAGAACAGGACAAAGGUGGUGGGGUGGCAGAGGAAGAUGCCAUGCGGUCUGGCCUCCACGCUCAGACCAUGGCAGGUCCCCCAGCUGCCGAGCUACUGCUGCCCAUGUCCCAGCUACCCAUGGGGCAGUGCUUGCUUGGCGAGCCGACAGAAGCGCCAGUCCAUGCGGACACUGGGCUGCUACUGGACUCGCAGAGUGCACACCUCAACAUGCCCCUGCCUCCGCUACAGGAGCUGUACAGUCAACCUCUGCUAGACCAGCCACUGCCCCCCCAUCAGCAACACUGCCCGGCCGGCAACACCACACAGUCGGUACCAAUGCAGCAGGUUCAGAUGUCUGCCUAUGCGUCUGUGCCGGCACCGUGUGCCCUUUUGACCGCAUCGGUGCAGCAGGCGGCCCAAGUGCCGUUGGACAGCGUGCAGACGUUGCAGCAGUGCACAACCGGCACUCUGCAGCAGACGUGUCCGGUGGGACUUUUGGAACUCGCGCAGUGUUCGGGGGUGCAGGCUCAAUUUUCUGUCGUGCAGCUGCAGCAGCAGCAGCCAGUCGACGCUGCUCUGCAGCAGCCUGCGCAGCAGCAGAAUGUCAUGGCCGAUGGCCUGCCUCCGCCGGUGAACCUACAGCAUCCAGGUCCAGCUCUGUCGCAGUUGGAAACUGCUCAGCCACCGACGCAACAAGGUGGAGUGCCAUCAUGCACUCGGGGGGUGGUGCCAGACGUGCAUGCCACUUCUUACCAGCCACAAGUUCAAGCACACCAGCAUUUUACUGGGGGCAUACAGCAGCAACAGCCGAACGUGAUGGCAUUUGCACAGCCCCAGGCGCAUCAGCCGCUGCAGGAACUUUCUGGACAUUUUUCAGAACUUGGUUUAGAGAUGACAGCACAAAUGCACAUCCAGCCGCAAGCACAGUCGUACGCAGAGCAGGUUUUGGCACCACCUGUCGAAACGCAAGAAUUUUUGAAGCCCCAGAUCUCAAUAGAGGCCUUUCAAACGGCUGUGGAGCAGGGGUCGGUGGAGGUUGUGCACACACAGAUGGCACCGCAGCAGCAACACUACAGCAUCAGUGUCGUUCAGCCAUCGCCGCUGCUGCUUCAGAGGCCAAGCCUUGCAGAAGCUGCCCUGCAGAUGCAACUGGAGACCUUACAGCAGACUCAGCAGCAACAGCAGCAUGCGGGAAUCAUCGAGACUGGGCAGCAGCACCCACCACCGCAGCAGCAGCAACAACCACAGCAGCAGCAACAACCACAGCAGCAGCAGCAGCAGCUAUACCUGCAACAGCAGCAGCAGCAGCUUCCACAGCCACUGCAGCAGCUUCAACAGCCAUUGCAGCAACUGUUGCAGCCACAGCAGCAGAUGUAUCAGCCACAGCAACAGGAGUUACAACAAGCACACCAACCUCGGCAGCAGCCACAGCAGCAACUUCAGCAGCCCCAGCAGCAGCUUCAGCAACCACAGCAGCAGCUUGAGCAGUCACAGCACCAGGAGCUGCAACAAUCACACCAGCCUCGGCAGCAGUUAAUGCAGCAACAGCAGCCACCACAGCAACUUCAACAGCCACAACAGCAGGAGAUACAGCAAGCACACCAGCCUCAGCAGCAGUUAAUGCAGCAACAGCAGCCACCACAGCAACUUCAACAGCCACAACAGCAGGAGAUACAGCAACAGCAGCCACAGCAGCCACAUCAGCAGGAGAUACAGCAAGCACACCAGCCACAGCAACAGCUGCAACAGCAGCUAAUACAGCACCAGCAGCCACAGCAACAGGAGCUACAACAGGCACAGCAGCCUCAACACCAGCUGCAGCAGCAGCAACUUCAGCAGCCACAGCUUCAACAGCUUCAACAAGCACAGCAACAGCAGCUACAACAGCAACAACAGCCACAGCAACAGCAGCAACUUCAACAGCCACAUCAGCAGCAACAACAACAGCCACAUCAAGAACCACAGCAGCAGCUGCAGCAGCAACAACCACAGCAGCAACUACAACAGCAGCCAUCCCAGCCACAGUCGCUACAGCAGCCACUUCUUCUGCAGCAGCAACAGCCACUCCAACAGCACCUGCAACAGCCACAGCAGACGCAGCAACAACAGCAAACACCACAGUCACAACAGCUGCAGCAACAGCCAAUGCAGCAGGAGCUACAACACCUGGUACAACAGCAAGUGCAAGAGCUACAGCAGUAUACACAGCAGCCAUCGCAGCAACUAAAUCAGCAGUUGCAGCAGCAACCACAUCAACUUCAGCAACAGCCCUUACAGCCAACACAGCAGCAGCAACAGCAGUUACAGUUACAACAGCAGCCACCACAACAUUCACAACAGCCACAGCAGCAGCAACUGCCUGAGCCACAGUCUCUACAACUGCUACAGCAGCAGCAACAACAACUGCAGCCUGUACAGCAGAUGCAGCACUUGCCACAGCAUUUAACACAACAGCCGCAUCCGCUCCAACAGCAGCCACACCUUAAUAUCCAGCAGCCGCCACAACAGCUGCACCAACAGCCGUUGGAACAGUCACAAACAUUACAGCUGCCUCAGCAAGCACAACAACAGCUACAACAGCAGCCAAUGCAACAGCCACAACAACAUCAGCAGCAGCUGCAACAACAAUCAAUACAGCAAGCCUCACAGCAACAUAUUCCUGAACUGCCACAGCAACAGCUUCAGCAGUUGUUACAGCAGCCACAGAUUCAACAGGCUCCAUCGCAGCAGCAGCUGUUACAACAACCACCACAUCAAUUACAACAGCAGCCACAGCAGCAGCUGCAACAGCCACCACAGCAACUACAACAGCCCACGCAGCUGCAACAGCCACCACAGCAACUGCAGCAGGCACCACAGCAGCAGCUAAUACAACAGCCACCGCAGCAAUUACAACAGCAGCCACAGCAGCAGCUAAUACAACAGCCACCACAGCAAUUACAACAGCAGCCACAGCAGCAGCUGCAACAGCCGCCACAGCAACUACAACAGCCAACGCAGCUGCAACAGCAACCACAGCAACUGCAACAACCACCACAGCAGCAGCUAAUACAACAGCCACCGCAGCAAUUACAACAGCAGCCACAGCAGCAGCUGCAACAG
Petromyzon marinus (sea lamprey) is the source of this 5705-nucleotide messenger RNA. The record is from RefSeq and is a predicted model, not a curated record. Lineage: Eukaryota; Metazoa; Chordata; Hyperoartia; Petromyzontiformes; Petromyzontidae.